AUGGCAUUUGCCUAUAGGUCUCCAGUGGACAAGGACAGGUUCAUUUGCAUUUAUCCUGCAUAUUUAAAUAACAAGAAGACCACUGCUGAGGGAAGAUCGAUCCCAACUGACAGUAAGUAAGUAAUGUUGUGUGCAGCUAAAAUGAUACCCAAACUAAAAACAAGGACCCAAAAAACAGGAGGUGGUGACCAAAGUCUUCAACAAGGAGAGGGAGGUAAAAAAGAAAAAGGGAAGAAGUGA
This is a messenger RNA of Trichosurus vulpecula (common brushtail), 240 nucleotides long. RefSeq names its product signal recognition particle 19 kDa protein-like. Lineage: Eukaryota; Metazoa; Chordata; Mammalia; Diprotodontia; Phalangeridae. The record is from RefSeq and is a predicted model, not a curated record. Gene Ontology annotation, biological process: SRP-dependent cotranslational protein targeting to membrane; SRP-dependent cotranslational protein targeting to membrane, signal sequence recognition. Gene Ontology annotation, molecular function: 7S RNA binding. Gene Ontology annotation, cellular component: signal recognition particle, endoplasmic reticulum targeting.